Molecule: messenger RNA, 2593 nt
Organism: Hyalella azteca
Lineage: Eukaryota; Metazoa; Arthropoda; Malacostraca; Amphipoda; Hyalellidae
Product: nucleolin 1
Exons: 8
Coding region: 87-2057 (656 amino acids)
Cellular component (GO): nucleoplasm; nucleolus
Molecular function (GO): RNA binding
Source: RefSeq, a predicted model, not a curated record
UAUAUGGCAACACUCUUCCAUGUAUACAAGCGCAUUCUGGACAACGUUUAGUUUUGUUUUGGAAGUAGGUGUGUUUGCAUAUUAAAAUGGCUGACCAAAACGAAAUCGUAAAUGCUCUAGUUUGUGCAUAUAUUAGCGAACAAGAUGAAUCUCUUGGUAAAAAGCUGGCCAAGAAAAUCAGUGCACCACAGUUGCCGUCAGGUUCUCCUGAUGUUCGAGAAAUAGUACAACACUUCAUGAAAACUGCCAGCAAGAAACGCAGAGAGAGCCUUGAUUCCCUGAGCUCACCUGCCAAGAAAACAAAAGGCACUCCUGGAGGCAAAUCUGGGAUACCAAAUGGCACUCCCACACAUGCCCCCAAAGCUGUGAAUGGAAACUCAAAAUCUAAAGAAAGCUCAUCAGAAGAUGAUUCCAGUGACGAAGAAGAGAAAAAGACUCCAUCAGCCAGCACGAAGCCCCAGACAGUCAAAGUUGUGAGACCAACAGCUCCUGCAAAGGAGAGUUCUUCAGAGGAGGAAUCAGAUUCAGAUGAAGAAACAACCCCUGCAGUCAAAAGUCCUGCCGUAAAAACCCCUGCCGUAAAAACCGCUGCCGUAAAAACUCCUGCCGUCAAAACCCCUACCACCAAGUCUGCCCCUUCAAAGGAAGAAUCAUCUUCAGAGGAAGAAUCUUCUGAUGAAGAAGAGGAAGUUAAGCCUACCCCCAAAGCUGUAGCCAAGAAACCUGUUGCCGCCAAGCCUGCCGAGUCCAGUUCAGAAGAGUCUUCAGAGGAAGAAGUAUCAAAACCGGCUUUGAAGAAACCAGCUACCCCUGCUGCCAAGUCUCCUGUCAAAGCUGUAGCCAAGAAACCUGUUGCUGCUAAUCCAGCUGAGUCCAGCUCAGAAGAGUCCUCAGAGGAAGAAGAAAAAGUAUCAAAACCGGCUUUGAAGAAACCAUCUACCCCUGCUGCCAAGGCUCCUGUCAAAGCCUCAGCCAAGAAAGAAUCGUCUUCUGAGGAAGAUUCUUCUGAAGAAGAAGAAGAAGCGAAGUCCACCCCUAAAGUUGCAGCCAAAAAACCUGUUCCCGCUCAGACUGCAGAGUCUAGUUCAGAAGAGUCGUCAGAGGAAGAAGAAAAGGAAGUUGUAAAACCGGUCGCAAAGAAUUCUGCUACCCAAGCUGCCAAACCUGGCAAGAAGGAAUCUAGUUCAGAAGAAACGAGUUCAGAGGAGGAAGAGCCUGCUCCAAAGAAGCCAGCUGCUGUUGCAAAGAAUCCAGUUGCAAAACCUGCGAAGAAGGAAUCGUCAUCUGAGGAAUCUAGUUCAGAAGAAUCUGAUGAUGAAGAGGCAUCUAAACCUGCUGCCAACAAGCCAGUUGUGGCAAAAAAUAAGCACAACAGUUUUGAUGAGCAGGAAAAAUAUAAGCAAACUCCCGCUCCCGAGUUCAAUAACAAAAAGCGUGGGCGUGAAUCCGACGGUGAUAAUUUCAAUAAUAAUAAAUUCUCCAAGUUUGAAUCUCAAGAGUCGAACUCUGUUCCUGAGUCAAACGAAUUAUUUGUUAAUAGGCUUGACAAAUCGUUCACUAAUGAGCAUUUAGAAGAAUAUUUCAAACAGUUUGGCUCAGUAGAAAGAGCACGCGUUGCUGUGGACCGAGAAACUGGAGAAUCAAGAGGCUUUGCCUUUGUCACCUUCAGCUCUCCCGCUGAAGCCAAGGCCGCUAUUGCUUCCGGCAGUUGCCACGAGCUCGAGGGCUUCAGUUUCUACGCUCGUCUGAGUGAGCCUAAACCUGAUGACGGCGGGCAACUUCUGCCCAAACUUGCGAUGCCCCCGGUUUUCGACACGAAGCGCAGAAGAAGCGAGCCCUUUCGUCGUGUGCGCGCUGAGGAGGUGAAGGUGGACCCUCGCUUCAACAAUUCUUUCACUGCAAAGAAAAGCGGAGCUUCGGACUGGGGCACGAAGGCUCACAAGGAUCUCAUUCACACCAAGGGCAAAGGCUUCCGUCACGAGAAGAACAAGAAGAAACGAGGGAGCUACAUAGGAGGCUCCAUCGACACAGGCGUCAAUUCCAUUAAAUUCGAAUAAGUACUCGAGUUACGCUUGCAAGCAUUUGAUUGAUGAUUCAUUUAGAAGUUGCCUUUGCAACCUCGUGUAUAUCGGUCAUUAAUUGCCGGCUUGUACAAUGGCCAAAGUGCCUCCUGAUAUCUAACUCGCAAUCCAUUCAUUUGUAUAGGUGCUCAUAGCAUAUGAUUGUAUGUCAAAAUCGGUAAGAAUUUCAUUUCAUCUUAUCGGUAAAAUAGUUUAAGCAAGCCUGGCUGGUGGAGUUGACAUGCUGUUAGUUCUGUUCAUUCUGACGAGCCAGUGUCCUGGUGUAGGGUGAAACUGAAGCCUGCGUUGGAAAAAAAAUUGAAAAAAAUAUCUAUGUAUUUCUUUGAUUCAGUUUAAGGAAGCACCAGGUUUGAUAUGAGUUAUAUUUUUUUGACUUCAUUCCCGUGUAAGUAGGAAGAAAAUAGUAACAAGGAAUAAGUUGGUUCCCGCUAAUGAACCUAGGGCAUUGUCGCUGUCUCAGCCUAUUAUCAAUUUGAUCUGACAUUAAAUUUCAAUACAAAGUUAAAAUCUAA